AUGGGUCUGCUGCGUCUUCACAUUGAUGGGAAGGUCUUUAAAGACCCGCAGAACCGAGAGAUUGUGCUAAGGGGGAUCAACGUUGCAGGGGAUGCCAAAUACCCCAAAACGCCUGAUAUUCCCUCGUUUGUGUCAGACAAGUUCUUCGAAGCAGACGAUGUUUCCUUCGUGGGGCGCCCAUUUUCGCUGGAGGACUCACACACACACUUCAAGAGACUGCGUAAGUGGGGGUAUAAUGCGAUCCGAUAUAUCUUCACCUGGGAGGCAAUCGAGCAUGCCGGGCCUGGUAUCUACGACGAGGAGUGGAUAGCAUUCACCAUCGAGGUUCUGAGAAUAGCGAAGCAAUAUGAGUUUUAUGUCUUCAUGGACCCUCAUCAGGAUGUGUGGUCUCGAUUGUCUGGAGGAUCUGGUGCACCAUCGUGGACACUCCAUGCAGCAGGCCUUAACCCUAUAGGAUUCAAGUCAACUGAAGCUGCGCUCGUUCAAAACACCUAUGAUAACCCUGUCGAGUUCCCGAAGAUGAUCUGGAGCACGAACUAUACCCGUCUUGUAUGCCAGACCAUGUUCACACUCUUCUGGGCAGGCCGAGAUUUUGCACCCAAAGCGAUCAUCGACGGCAUGAACAUCCAAGACUAUCUUCAGGGUCAUUUUAUCGCAGCGUGCAAGCUUUUGGCACAAAGGAUCCACGAGGCUGGGGAUAUUGAGCACGACGUGGUGAUUGGCUGGGAGAGUAUAAAUGAGCCUCAUCGUGGUCUGGUUGGCAUAAAAGAUAUCUCCAUCGUUCCUCCAGAGCAGCAGCUUCAGCUUGGUACAUCACCCACAGCUUUUCAGGCAAUGCUGACCGGUGCGGGACGAGCUUGUGAGGAAACCACAUGGGCCUUCGGCAGCUUUGGACCCUACCAGACUGGGAGACAACUCGUGGACCCAGAGGGAGAAUCAGCUUGGCUCCCUGCCGAUUAUGAUGACAGUAAGUAUGGCUGGCAACGAGAUUCCGCCUGGAAGCUCGGAGAGUGUAUUUGGGCUCAACAUGGUGUCUGGGAUCCGGAUACGGACACGCUUCUUCAGAAGGACUACUUCUCGAAGGUGCCUAGCACUGGAGAGAAACUGAACUACGAGAUAUUCACCAAUACCUAUUUCUUGGAACACUACCGGAAAUAUAGAGAUGCGAUUAGGGGCAUCUGGCCGGCCGCGAUCUUGCUAUGCCAACCUCCUGUGAUGGAGGUUCCGCCUGACCUUAAAGGAACUAGAGAUGACGACCCGAACAUGGUACACGCCGUUCACUACUACGACGGUCUGACUCUUUUGACCAAACACUGGAACCGUCUCUACAACGUGGAUGUCAUUGGAGUUCUUCGCGGCAAGUAUUGGGCUCCUGCGUUUGCUGUGAAACUCGGAGAGUCGGCGAUCCGCAAUUGUCUUCGUGAUCAGCUCAAGUUUCUCCGCGACGAAAGCUUGAACUACAUGGGCGAUCACCCGCUGCUUUUUACCGAAAUUGGGAUUCCAUAUGAUAUGGAUAAUAAACAGGCCUACGAGACGGGGGAUUAUAGCAGUCAAACAAGCGCGAUGGAUGCCAAUCAUUUCGCACUGGAAGGCAGUACAUCGAAUGGCUUCACCUUGUGGCUAUACCAGACAGAGAACAACCAUGAAUGGGGCGAUCUCUGGAAUGGAGAGGAUCUAUCUAUCUACUCCCGGGACGAUCUGGAACUUCCAACCAAGGCCACGUACGGAUCACUCAACCCACAGUCCCCGGGUUACUCUGAAAGUCAUAGCAGUGGAGACGAGUCGGAGGUCGGUCCGCGGAACCUGAAGGGCGCCCUGACGAAUCUAUCGAUUUCCAGCGUUAGCUCUCAAACACCCAAGGGCUACCGCGCUGCCGAAGCUUUCCUUCGCCCGAGUCCAAUCUACGUGAGCGGAACCCUCGACAGCCAUGUAUUUGAUCUUCAGAACUGUACAUUCUCGAUGGCAUUGACUGCCAAAGUAGCCACGCUAUCAGAAGCCCCGACGGAAAUUUACCUACCUGAAUUCCAUUUCCCAGAGAAUUGCGCUGUCGUCGCAGUCAGCGGAGGGAAGUGGGAGAUUGACUAUCACGAAAUUCAGACGAUUAAGAUCCAGCGAUUGCGGUGGUGGCACGCUGAAGGAGAACAGGAUAUCAAGAUUGACGGAGUUAAGCGCAAAGCAGGGGAAUUUGCCAACCCAUCCGGAGACGACAUUACGUAUCUUGAACAGUGCCAGAAGGGCGCUUGCCUUGUGAUGUGA
Messenger RNA from Penicillium canariense, 2256 nucleotides. RefSeq names its product sterylglucosidase 1. NCBI's taxonomy places the organism in Eukaryota, Fungi, Ascomycota, Eurotiomycetes, Eurotiales, Aspergillaceae. Bases 1 to 2256 code for a protein of 751 amino acids. Gene Ontology annotation, molecular function: steryl-beta-glucosidase activity. The transcript has 3 exons. The record is from RefSeq and is a predicted model, not a curated record. Gene Ontology annotation, biological process: carbohydrate metabolic process; ergosteryl 3-beta-D-glucoside catabolic process.